GUGGAUUGCGCGCAAACGAAGGCAGAGAGAGGGAGAGAAAUGGGUUGGAAAUGGAGUGAUGACGGAUCGGGCGAUUCACCUGAAACGAGUUCUUCUCAUCAUCCUAUAGGGUUUGGAGGAAUUCGCGAUCUCGGAAACCCUAACCCUAGAUUGGACGACGGAGCAGAUCGAUGCUCGACACGGAGGAUCGUGAAAUCGCAAUGCAAGAUCGAUGAGGUCGAGCCAGGGAAGUUCGUCCGGAGGUGCGAGAAGACCGAGCAGCUCCUCAGGGAUUGUGUCGGAAGGCCCGCUGAAGUUGUGGAAUCUAACACACAGUAUACAGAGGAUGACGUCACUGAAGAGAUUACUAGAGGUGGUCCUCUACCAUUUGAAUCCUCUUCUCUCGACCCAUUCUCCUUCCCUGGGCUCCGCAACGACAUCGAAGCUCUCGAGCGAAGCAUGUUUGGUGGUCUCAGCCGUUUCUUUGAGGCAGCUGAGGAGAUGAAGAACGGGUUCAUUCAGGCAUUUGGGAUGCCCAUGGAACCACCACCAUUCAAUAGACAGAAAACAGCGGAUGGACUAUUUGAAGAGGCUUCCAAGCAGAGGAAUGAAUCCGCAUAUCCUGAAUACUCUGGGCAGGUUAGAGAUGUAUGAAAGGUGGGUCCUAUUUCAGCUCUUACUAGUGGUGUUCGGAAGGGCCUUGAAGAUUUGUUUGAAAUCCUCCCGUUCUUCAUGGAAGUUAUUUUCUGCCCUGAGAUUCGAAAGUAGAUUUUGUGUGAAUAAUUCCACCACCACCUGAGAAAUGGAUAUCGGAAAAAAACUAUAAACCUGCUGUUUUAGUUUUCAGUAAUCUGUAGCAGUGCUAUUGGUUGAAGUCAAUUAGCCCAUGUUUAAUAUAUUAUCGCCUUACAAUCUGUAAAAUGGUUCCACUGCUGUUGAAUCUGGACAGCAAAACCAGAUAUGAUUGUGAA
This is a messenger RNA of Magnolia sinica, 950 nucleotides long. Its product is annotated as fra a 1-associated protein. The record is from RefSeq and is a predicted model, not a curated record. Lineage: Eukaryota; Viridiplantae; Streptophyta; Magnoliopsida; Magnoliales; Magnoliaceae. Bases 40 to 633 code for a protein of 197 amino acids. The transcript has 2 exons.